Messenger RNA from Herpailurus yagouaroundi (jaguarundi), 4872 nucleotides. RefSeq names its product transcription factor Dp-2 (gene TFDP2). Gene Ontology annotation, cellular component: transcription regulator complex; nucleus. The transcript is spliced from 13 exons. Bases 416 to 1759 code for a protein of 447 amino acids. Gene Ontology annotation, molecular function: DNA-binding transcription factor activity, RNA polymerase II-specific; RNA polymerase II transcription regulatory region sequence-specific DNA binding. NCBI's taxonomy places the organism in Eukaryota, Metazoa, Chordata, Mammalia, Carnivora, Felidae. The record is from RefSeq and is a predicted model, not a curated record. Gene Ontology annotation, biological process: regulation of cell cycle; regulation of transcription by RNA polymerase II.
GGGUUGGGUGAAGGCGGACGAAGCAGCCUGUAAUCUAGGCUGCAGCAACCACUGCUGCUCGGCACGCGGCCGCGCUCUGACCCUUCCUUUUUGGGCAGGCUCGCAGGCGCAAGCACGGUCGGCGUCCCACGGCCUCGAACUCCAGGGCCUCCCCUGGGCAGGCCGCGGAUCGCCCACCCCUGCCCCGAGUGUGUAUCCGCCGGGACCCAGCCGCCGCCUAACGCGGGCGGCACUGGAGCGGCGGCGCCGAAGCCGCGCCUCAGGCUCGGAAGAACAACCCUGAGAGGCCGCCUCGUCCUCUGCAGCCGAGCGGCGGAUGUUCUUUUAAGGAGUUAUUGAAGACGAAGUUUUUUUUUGUUUGUUUUUGUUUGUUUUUUAAUGGCUUUACAGAAUUUUAAAUCGAAUACAGUUUGACAUGACGGCAAAAAAUGUUGGUUUGCCUUCCACAAAUGCAGAACUAAGAGGAUUUAUAGAUCAGAAUCUCAGUCCAACAAAAGGUAACAUUUCAUUUGUUGCGUUUCCAGUUUCCAGCACCAACUCACCAACAAAGAUUUUACCAAAAACCUUAGGACCAAUAAAUGUGAAUGUUGGACUCCAAAUGAUUAUAAGCACACCACAGAGACUAACCAGUUCAGGAAGUGUUCUGAUUGGGAGUCCAUAUACCCCUGCACCAGCAAUGGUUACUCAGACACACAUAGCAGAAGCUACUGGCUGGGUCCCAGGUGAUAGAAAACGAGCUAGAGAAUUUAUAGAUUCUGAUUUUUCAGAAAGUAAACGAAGCAAAAAAGGAGAUAAAAAUGGAAAAGGCCUGAGACAUUUUUCCAUGAAAGUGUGUGAGAAAGUUCAGCGGAAAGGUACAACAUCAUAUAAUGAAGUGGCUGAUGAGCUGGUAUCAGAGUUCACCAAUUCAAAUAACCAUUUGGCAGCUGAUUCGCAGGCCUAUGACCAGAAGAAUAUUAGGAGAAGAGUUUAUGAUGCUUUAAAUGUGCUAAUGGCAAUGAACAUAAUUUCAAAGGAAAAAAAAGAAAUCAAGUGGAUUGGCCUGCCUACCAAUUCUGCUCAGGAAUGUCAAAAUCUUGAGAUCGAGAAGCAGAGGCGGAUAGAACGGAUAAAGCAGAAGCGGGCCCAGCUGCAAGAACUUCUCCUGCAGCAAAUCGCUUUCAAAAACCUGGUUCAGAGAAAUCGGCAAAAUGAACAGCAGAACCAGGGCCCUCCAGCUCUGAACUCCACCAUUCAGCUGCCAUUUAUAAUCAUCAAUACAAGCAGGAAAACAGUCAUAGAUUGCAGCAUCUCCAGUGACAAGUUUGAAUAUCUUUUUAAUUUUGACAACACCUUUGAGAUCCAUGAUGACAUAGAAGUACUGAAGCGGAUGGGAAUGUCCUUUGGCCUAGAGUCAGGCAAAUGCUCUCUAGAGGAUCUGAAACUUGCUAAAUCACUGGUGCCGAAGGCGUUAGAAGGUUAUAUCACAGAUAUCUCCACAGGACCUUCUUGGUUAAAUCAGGGACUACUUUUGAACUCUACCCAAUCAGUUUCAAAUUUAGACCUGACCACUGGUGCCACCUUGUCCCAAUCAAGCGUAAACCAAGGGUUGUGCUUGGAUGCUGAAGUGGCCUUAGCAACCGGGCAGUUCCUUGCCCCAAACAGUCACCAGUCCAGCAGUGCGGCCUCUCACUGCUCUGAGUCCCGAGGCGAGACCCCCUGUUCCUUCAACGACGAAGACGAGGAAGAUGACGAGGAGGAUUCCUCCUCCCCAGAAUAAAGCCAGGAGAAAACCCACGUUUUACUAGUUGAUGCUCAUGUGUGUUUUUAGUGUGAGCUCUUGUUUUUGAAAUGAUUGCUUCAGUCUUUGCCUUUGUUUGCACUGUGUGUUCAGUGAAAACUAGGGAAACACAAUAAGCAAAUUCUGUGAAGGCUGAGAGGAUUGAGAUGAAAAAAGCUAACAUAGCGUGAACGAGAACUUUAAACAACAGAGCAAUAGAUCACACCACAGACAAAGCGGUUUUCUGAGGUGAUAGAGGGGACAGUCCCUAAGGAAUUGGCAGCAUGAAUGAAGCUCGUUUAUCUUCCACGAGGUGGGGUCUUUGUGUUCCCCCACACCCACGUAACCCUCCUUAGAAUCAGGAUUGCUGUAAUGAACAGUCCUUGACAUCAUGUUUGUCGUGUUUCUCUUCCUUGCCUGGGCUGCCUUUUACAAGCAGAAAUGAACGUGAGAAGAUCCCAGUGCAGGUGAGCGGGACAGCGCAGGGCGGAGGUGGCAGUCCUCGUGGUGUGAGGAGCACAGGUUGAACCGCUGAGCCAGCUGAAAGCCUGGUUGAUGUGCUUUACGCAUCAGCUGCCUUAGACGGCUUCUAGAAAGGAGCAAGCGCUGAUUCUUAAGUACUUAAGUGACAUGUAGAAUAAUUUAUAGUAAACCUGAAGUGAUCAUUAUUAGCCAAUGCAUUGGUGCAUAGAAUUUUUUUAGGGCUACUUCUGGAAGCCAAAAUAGAAUAGCAUUUCCAUGUGCAUUAAAUACUUUGCCAGCACUGCCUUUGCCAGCAUUCUAAAUCUGGAGUUUUACAGAGAAGGAAAUUGUACCUAUAGUUUUAAUCAAAGCUGUGCAUUUCAUAUAGCUUUUUCAUUUAAAACAAAACAGACGGAUUCCUGUGAUCGAAUUGCUUGCUUCUAGUUCCCUGCAGUACUUGUAUGAUUCCACUCGAUAUGCAGUUUGUGAACAUGAACCAAACGUCAUUACUUGUCUUUAAAGUCUGUUUCAAGAAUAUGAACAGCAGCGUUCUCCUGUACAUGUCACCUUUUGUACAUUGUAAUUCAUCAAAAUUACCUUAUCAGGUUUAUUCCUGGCUAAAUUGCAUUUCACAUUAACCCGAUAAUUCACCGUUUCACAGGGACACCGACAAAUGUUGAUCACUCCAAACGAUUGGAUUUAUAGCAGUGCGGUAUACAGUUUGUUAUUUCAUAGCCAAAGAUGCCGCUGGGCAUACUGCACUGGUGUGUUCACAGUUCCUGCCCCUCUGAAUAUUCAGGGGAGUGAAUAUUCCGCCAGCAUGGCCUAACCUCGAUUUAAUUUCACACUAAGGCCUUGAGAAGAGCAAAUAAUAAUGGAAAAUAACUCGACUCAGCUCAUUUGGAUAUGCCUCUGGAUUAUGCAUCUAACACCUUUGGGCCCAGCACCAAGCCCAUCCCAAAUCAGUUCUUUUCUAAAUCCAUGGGGGAAGUACAGAUGCCUUCUUAAAGUUCUGCCACUCUGCUUAGAGUGAGCCAGCGGUGAAAGAUUUGGCUGACCUAAAAUUUUGUUACUAAGGCCAUGAAAAUUAAUACACAAGGACCUGCAGCUUUAACUGAAGUUCCUUGAGACAACACUCAUUCUGUCAGAAAUAAGCCAUAGUGCAAACUCAAGAGGGGUCAAGGGCGCAGAGAGAUUGAGGCAGCUUUUAGAGAAUUGUGUCUCAGCCUGAGUUCUGGGGCAUCUCAGUCUGGGUGGACGGGAGGGGUCCGAAAUACUGCAGAGGCUGCAGCAGGUCCCUGAGGGCCUCCAAGAUACUUCUGACUUGAAGACCAUCAGCUACACGGGCGGGUAAAGCCAAGUUUCCUUCCAAACUGCCGCCUCCUUUACUGACCCUUUAGUACCCGCAUCCCUAUACUUGAGGGAGCCCUGAGCAAAGGGCCACAGCUAGCUCUUUAGUCUUCAAAAUAUGGUGUACAGGUCCCAAGACCUGUACAUCAGUGUUUGUGAUAGGUACACUAAUCAUUCCUCCACCAAAUAGCAAAGUCCUUGCUGGAGUUCUUGGGGUACCACCCCCUUCUCUAUUCUCUCUCUCUCUCUGUCUCUGCUGCAGUAGUGUUUCAAACUGAUAAAAUACAGGUUUGUUUGUUUUUUUAAAGCAACCAAAGACUCUUAACAUUAUUAGUGUCCCAUCGCUGGCUAUAAGUGUGUGCUCUUUGGUGGGAGGUGAUCUCCGUCCCUCGAUAAGGUGUUUCGGUUACCGCGGAGGACAUCUGUUGGCACCGCACCGUAGUCUCCAGUACAUGUUGGCGUAAAGCCUUGCCUGAGCAGAAAAGUAGGUUGACAUGUUUAGAAAGAUAACUUCUGUUAUUCUUCUGUGUCUCUCAUAAACAGAUUUUUGAAAAAUUCAGCACUUAAUCACAAUUCCAUUUAGAAAGCAAAGUAACAAAAUGUUAGGAAAUGAUUGUUACCAUAUCCAGGAUUCUCUAUAGGAGUAGCACUUGGGGGUUGCACGCGCGCGCACACACACACACACGCACGCACUCACACACCCCUCCCGAAGGUGCUGGUUAUACUCUACUCUUUGGGGAGUUUAAGAGGCCUUUUCCUCCUCAAGGGUCAGUUCAGCUAUUAACCCUUUCAAGUGCAUAGUAGCAUUCGGUCAGUAAAUUCCUGUUUCCUUCCGCACUUGUACAGGGGGCACCAGACCUGCCACAUCUGACCCUUAUGUGGGAAGGCCACGCUGCCGGAGUCCAUGGCAGUGCUGAAGGCACCCGGGUACCUGCCCAAGCCUCCCUUCACCCUACCCACUAAGAAUUUGUCUCAUCCACUUAAUCUUUGCAUGUGAUGAAAACAGCUUUAGUAAGUGCUGAUGUGAAUUGUGCCUUAUGAUCAGAGCGGGUGUCAGGGAGGGGGCAGGAAUGGAGGUGCUAACACAGUGAUUCCUCACCUCAGUGAUGUGCACUGUCCCUGGAAGACUUCACAGAUCAUGUCCACAGUUUCUGUUUCCUUCAGUUUAAUUCUUUAUAGAUGUACGACAUGUCUGCUAUCUUACCAGGAUGAAAGAGGAUAACUCCGCUCAUUCGCAAAAUUUACAGUUGUAAUCAUAACCCUGCCAUACUGGAAAAAUAAAGCCACGGUCAGUCCUCAAA